Nematostella vectensis (starlet sea anemone) is the source of this 3366-nucleotide messenger RNA. Its product is annotated as probable cationic amino acid transporter. Gene Ontology annotation, molecular function: amino acid transmembrane transporter activity. The transcript has 2 exons. NCBI's taxonomy places the organism in Eukaryota, Metazoa, Cnidaria, Anthozoa, Actiniaria, Edwardsiidae. The record is from RefSeq and is a predicted model, not a curated record. Gene Ontology annotation, biological process: amino acid transport; transmembrane transport. Bases 384 to 2378 code for a protein of 664 amino acids. Gene Ontology annotation, cellular component: plasma membrane.
AUAUGAAACAUAAAAGAAGAGCUUUGAUGAUUGACAGGUGUUUGAGCAGCAGGUGAAUGGGUUCCUAGGCGCAUGCGCAGAGAGUGUCAAACACUUCGACACGACACAUUGUAAGGUCAUGGCUCGAAAAUAAUCGAAUCAGUGAAAUAUGAUUCAACGUUGCUUUACGCGAGGCUAAAUGUAACGGACUUGGACUAUAUUAUCAAACAAUUUCAUCAACACAGCGUACGAGCUAUUUCCCGCUGGUAGAGAAGCAAGAACAAUUGAAUGGAGAAAGGAAAGAAUAUUACGAUGAAAUGAACAAGCGGUUUCGUUCACGACUCAGUAUUAUUAAAACUAUCGUGACAUGAAGACAACGUGGCUCACAGUUUAACACACCAUCGAUGGCGUCCUUAGCUAAGCUUUUGUUUCGCAAGAAAAGGACAGAGUAUUCUUUAGGCUCGGGUUCUGAGCUCUCAAAAUGUCUCUCCACUUGGGAUUUGACUUCGUUAGGAAUCGGAGCUACAUUAGGAGCAGGUACCUAUGUAGUCUCAGGCCAGGUCGCGGCAAGUAUUGCGGGCCCUGCGGUCAUUAUAUCUUUCGCAAUAGCCGCAUUCGCGUCUAUAUUGUCAGGACUGUGUUACGCUGAGUUUGGUGCUCGCGUCCCCAAGACCACAGGCUCCGCUUAUGCGUAUAGUUACUACACGGUUGGCGAGAUUUGGGCGUUUUUUAUUGGCUGGAAUCUCAUUCUAGAAUACAUGAUCGGGACUGCGGCAGACGCGAGGGCACUUAGUGGAUGUUUCGAUUUCGUCAUUGGGUACGCCCUACGCAACUUCACACUAGAUAACAUUGGUGGCUUCCAUACGGUUGGGUUAGGGACUUACCCUGAUUUCCUCGGGUUCGCGGUAACGGUGGUGGUCACUAUUGUGCUGGCGAUAGGAGUCAAGCAAUCCUCCACCUUUACAGGGAUAUUCAACGUUCUUAACAUCCUCGUAGUUACGUUUAUCAUAGCAUGCGGACUAUUCUUCGUGGAUAUAAAGAACUGGACAAGUGGGCGUGGGUUCUUUCCGUAUGGCGGCUCCGGGGUGCUAAGUGGAGCUGCCACGUGCUUUUACGCUUUUGUUGGUUUUGAUAUCAUUGCCACAACGGGAGAGGAAGCGAAAAAUGCGACCAAAUCCAUCCCGAAGGCAAUCGUUGGAUCCCUAGUCGUAGUUUUUCUAUGUUAUUUUGGCGUCUCCGCCGUGCUGACAUUAAUGGUCCGGUUUGACCAGUUAGACAAACUCACUCCUAUCCCUAACGCAUUUGCGCAAAGGGGCAUUCCAGCCGCCAAGUAUAUAAUCGGUGUGGGAGCGGUCUGUGGUCUGGCAGCCAGCUUGCUUGGCUCCUUGUUUCCCUUACCUAGGAUUAUUUACGCUAUGGCAUCUGAUGGACUUCUGUUCCGGUUUCUUGCCAAAGUAAACCCCAAGUCUGAGGUUCCAGUCAUCGCUACCAUUUAUCCCGGGGUAUUGACAGCUGUGUUCGCACUUCUCUUUGAUUUGCAAGAACUCGUGGAAAUGAUGUCCAUAGGGACGUUAUUGGCCUACACACUGGUGUCCUUGUGUGUUUUGAUCCUGCGUUACCAGCCCGACGAGGAAAGCGUACCUGAGGACCUUUCAUCAUUUGUAUACCUCAACGGUCAUCUCACUUUGUCCGACGAUGGAGACGAAACAAUGGACGAGUUUGAUUAUGAACUGGUACAGGAGGGUGAAAAGUUACUGGCAAAGAGCCCAGAUAUGAAUGGCCACGCAAAGCUCACUAGCAGUCCGUAUAUAAAAAACCCAGACAAAGGACCGGAAAAGAAGCGGAAAAAGCGCGCAAGUCUGUACGACAAUCUCCCGACAGCACAAAGCGGUCGCCUCGUGACAUGCGCAGUUAUGUCCUUGUUCCUCUGGUUUUUUGGCUUUUGUAGUUUUAUUAUCUACGGGAUAGACGAGAUUUUUAGGUAUAACAUUCCUAUCAUUGCGCUUACGGUACUGUUCGGUGUACUGGGGAUAGUUUCUAUUGGUCUCAUAGCCUCUCAGCCUCAGAACCCACGCAAGAUCGAGUUCAUGGCUCCGCUAGUACCCGGUCUUCCUAUAAUGGCCAUCUUUUUCAAUAUCUUCCUGAUGCUCAAACUGUCGCGACUCACGUGGGUGAGAUUUGGUAUCUGGAUGGGUCUUGGCACGCUGUUGUACUUUGGUUACGGGAUAUGGCACAGCAAGGAAGGCAUUCGCCGGAAUGGAUCAUCUAGCGCAAGCAAACUGCUGCUCAGUGAAACACUCGACGACCUGGACAUAGCAUACGACAUGGAAAUCAUCCCAGCUCACCGCGAGGACUGGGAGAAAGACUCGCUCGAGGAUGAGACCUUUGACGCUAUUUGACGACGAUGAGGGCGAUGACGACCAAAGUGACGACGAUGAGGGUGAUGACGACUAAAGUGACGACGAUGAGGGUGAUGACGACUAAAGGGUUGAAGAUUAUGGUGAUGACGAUGCGGCUGAUAGCGGCGAAAGUGACGAUGAUGAUAAUAAUGACGAUGAGGACAAUCAUAAUGGAUAAAACAUUGUGAUAAUGUCUCGUUGCAGGAUACACAUAACAAAGGGGAUAGAACGCGCACAUUUUCAUACGCAACCCGCUCUAACAGGUCAUGAAAAACCUCGCCAUGUCACUAAACGAAGAGUAAUAAAAUAAGCGCGGGAUCGCGAUAAUUUCGCGGGUAGUGUAGAAGUAUCAGGUUCGCGAUAAUUUAGCGGUAAUGAAGAAGUAUCGCGGGUAGGAGAAGUACCGCGGCUAGUGGAAAAGUAUCGCGGUUGAAGCAUCCCGAGGAGGAAAAUGUUUGGCGGGUUGAAAAAAAAGUACGAAAGAUAUUUCUUUCAUAAAUUUAGGCAUUCCCAAAACAUUCCGUUUCAUUUUGGCCGAACCAUCGACUCCGGAAGCACUAAUGGUGAAAAUUUCGCAGUUACAUAGUUAAAAGAAAUGGACGCUUUUGUUCUACCGCGACAAUUUUCUCGCGACAAACCCGCAACAACCACCCGCAACCCGCGACAACCACCCGCAACUCGCGUCAUAAACCGCUAACCACGACGCCGGUGGGAUAUUUUCCACGUAUGAAAGAUAAAGUAGUCGUGUUACAUUUCAAUACGUCAUGUCAAAUUGGAGUCUGCAAUGCCCUUUUUUUGAGUUUUAUUAAAGAAUAAAUAUCCCAAAGAUACAAGAUCCCCAUUUUACCUUAAUCUAGUAUGUUUUAAAUAAUUCUCCGCUUUGUCUACACUUUUCGGCAUAGUCUUUCAGAAUUUCGGAAUUUGUCAUUUAUCAUGUUUUAUAAGUUUUAGAUCAAUAAAUGGUGUUGAAUAAAUGGUGUCACCAUAA